AUGGCACAAGGCUCUGGUUCCUACUAUGAUGACUAUAUGCGCAGCAAUGCCAUGCUCAAGCACUGCAACGAGAAGAGCACCAAGAAGCUAUUGACGGAUCGCAACGCUUACAUCUCGUUCCUGGAGGUGCAACUGGAACGCGUAUCGGCCGCUUGUUUAACCACACAGACGUUCGAGAAGCGCCUGGCAGAGCUGGAGAGUGCGCAGAUGGCCAACGACCAGAAGCUCGGGUCGCUUUCUAAGGUUUUUAGACUCAAUCAGGAGUACGUAGAGCAGAUAUCACAACAGGCACAAAGUGAACUCGCAGGACACGCAGCCAAAGUGGACGCCUGGAUGGAGAAAUUCUCGGUCGAGUUGGAGCGACAACAACCGCGUAUGGCCACGCUGGAAGAACAAUUCCGACAAUGCCAAGAGUAUUUGCCACGACUGGUGGAAACUAAUGAUGCAGCACUCGAUGGUGUUAGGCACCAGGUCCAGCAAGAGAUCGAGGAGUUAAAGGCACAAGUGUUUGCACUUGAGACUCGAAUCGAAGACAUUCACUCGAGUCAAGCAGCGACAGAGCGAAAGGUGGAAAAUCUGGCAACACACAAACUCGAUAAGGAGUUGGCACUUGUACGGUCGUCUGUGUCGGAGAAGAGCUUUCAACUGGAGAGAACGGUGGCUCAACUGAGCAAGGAUUUGGAGCAGUUAGUGCACCAAAUUGACGCGUCUUGGCGAGCUGAAGCGUCGGAGACAGCAGAUCGAUAUGAAGCGUGUACUGGUGAGCUACAGCAACGACUCAAUCAACUUCAACAGGAUCUCGAACGCGGACACUCAGAAGUCAAGGACGUGCUGAAGAAAUGCCUUGACACUCAGCACCUUCUAAGUGGAACUGUGGUGGCACUUCAGUCCGAAGUUGAUGGAGUGAAGGAAGCUGCUGCCUCCCACAAGAACAAUGAGAUCAUGUCGACUGCGAUGGAAGACCUACGAGAGAAGCAGAUCACGCUGAAGAAUGCGUUGCAACUCUUGCAGGCUUGUGCUCUUGAAGCUCAACAGGCAAACGAAGAUCGAUGUAGCAAGUUAGCUGACAGAGUGGCCGCUGCUGAAGAUUCAUUUGAGACUCGGACCGACGAUUUGCGGAGGCGAAUGCUCGCUGCACUGGAAGAUGUUGGAGACAAACUUCAUCAAGAUGCAGAUGCUACCACAGAAAACACGCUUCUGGCAGCACGGAAGGAGACUGAGUCUCAAAUCGGACACGUAAUGGAAUUUUCGACCACACUAGAGAACCGUCUACGCAUUUUGGAGUACACUGUUUUGUCACUAGAGACGAAAGUGCAGCGAAGUCGAGCAAUCUCAGAAGAGUUAGGUCAGGUCGGAGGCUCCCCACCCGAGAUUGCCGUCAACUCCAGGAAACAGCUAUCAGAUCUUGAUGUGAUUAGCCCAGGACAUAAGAUGCAAGAGCGAUCAUUUGACGAGCAUUUCUACCAACAAAGAAUCCGAGAGCUCGAAGAACGGCUGCACCGAAAAGCUCAAAUUGAAGAAGAGCAACGUCUUCUGUUUCCUGAGCGUGAAUACUCAUCCAAAUCCUCCAUUGCGUCUUCCGGAUACAUUUCCAGCUUUGCAACGGACGAUCUGCCACGACGGACUCACUCUAUGCUGAAAAAGGUGCAUGUAUAA
Molecule: messenger RNA, 1656 nt
Organism: Phytophthora nicotianae INRA-310
Lineage: Eukaryota; Oomycota; Peronosporomycetes; Peronosporales; Peronosporaceae
Exons: 7
Coding region: 1-1656 (551 amino acids)
Source: RefSeq, a predicted model, not a curated record